Messenger RNA from Cucumis melo (muskmelon), 1541 nucleotides. Its product is annotated as syntaxin-121. The transcript has 2 exons. The coding region runs from base 226 to 1149 and encodes 307 amino acids. NCBI's taxonomy places the organism in Eukaryota, Viridiplantae, Streptophyta, Magnoliopsida, Cucurbitales, Cucurbitaceae. Gene Ontology annotation, cellular component: plasma membrane; endomembrane system; SNARE complex. Gene Ontology annotation, molecular function: SNARE binding; SNAP receptor activity. Gene Ontology annotation, biological process: exocytosis; intracellular protein transport; vesicle fusion. The record is from RefSeq and is a predicted model, not a curated record.
AACUUCCUCUCUUCCAAUUCUUCUUCACCUGUCCCACUUCUCCGCCCCAUCCCUUUGACUUCUCUUUUCCCUUUUCCCCUUCAGAUUCCUCCAUUUGCACCCCAUUUGACCACUUUUCUCAUAAAACCCAUCAAAUCCCUCUUCUAGGUUCUUCAUUUCCUCUGUUUCUCAACCAACCCAUUUCUCCAUUCUCCAUUCUCCAUUUUCUCUUCUGGGUUUUCACCAAUGAACGAUUUAUUCUCCUCUCGCUCCUUUUCCCGCGACACCCAUGUCGUUGAAAUGGGCAACAACGCCUCCUCUUCCCCCACUGCUGUUAAUCUCGACAAGUUCUUUGAAGAUGUUGAGUCUGUUAAAGACGAGCUCAAGGAGCUUGAACGACUUUACUCCAACCUUCAUGACUCCCAUGAACAGAGCAAGACCCUUCACAAUGCUAAGACUGUCAAGGACCUCCGAUCUCGCAUGGAUUCUGAUGUUUCCCUUGCUCUUAAGAAGGCUAAACUCAUCAAGGUCCGAUUGGAGGCUCUUGAUCGCUCCAAUGCUGCCAACCGGAGCCUCCCUGGUUGUGGUCCUGGUUCCUCUUCUGAUCGGACUCGGACUUCUGUAGUCAACGGUUUGAGGAAGAAGUUGCAGGAUUCUAUGGAGAGUUUUAACAAUCUUAGGCAACAGAUCUCCUCUGAGUACAGGGAGACCGUUCAGCGAAGAUAUUACACUGUUACUGGUGAAAAUCCGGACGAGAAAACCAUUGAUGUCUUGAUAUCUACAGGUGAAAGUGAGACAUUCUUGCAGAAAGCCAUUCAAGAACAAGGCAGAGGCAGAAUCUUAGACACCAUUAGUGAGAUCCAGGAGAGGCAUGAUGCUGUGAAAGACCUGGAAAGGAACCUCAAAGAGCUGCACCAGGUUUUCAUGGACAUGGCAGUUUUGGUGCACGAACAAGGCGAGAAACUUGACGACAUCGAAAGCCAAGUGAACAGGGCUCAUUCUUUUGUUCGAGGUGGCACGCAGGAGUUGACAACAGCCAGAGUAUACCAGAAAAACACCCGGAAAUGGACAAUUAUUGCCAUCAUCAUUUUGCUGCUCAUUGUCUUGGUGAUUGUCCUCAGCCUGCAGCCUUGGAAGAAAAAUAACAGUAGUUCACCCGCAACACCCUAAAACGCCUCGUGUAAAGCCUCUUUCCUACGAAGUCCAAUGAGUCGUCUCCUACCGAGCACUCACACCAUACCGCUGUAUGUUACUGCCCAUAUUAUUUGAGACAACAGGAUCUUAUUAUCUACUUUUACCCCAUUUUGUUUCCAUUUUUUCAUUAGUAUCCAUUAUUUCUUUAAUUCUAUAACAGUUUAGACAUGAAGAGGUUAGAUGGAGAAUGGCUUGAUUGAUGAAAAACCUUGAGGUCUUGAUGUCAUUGAAUAGGAAGGAUUUGUUCCUGUUGGAUUAAACAUUGUUGUAUACACCCUUUGGAUUUUAGAUUCUUCUGUGUAAUAGAUUUCAUACUUUUUUCCUUCUCUUUUGAGUGAUUUUGUUUAUAAUAUUAUCUUCUUUCUCUA